This is a messenger RNA of Pseudophryne corroboree (corroboree frog), 7394 nucleotides long. It is a transcript of the gene ADD2, whose product is annotated as adducin 2. Bases 327 to 2471 code for a protein of 714 amino acids. Gene Ontology annotation, biological process: barbed-end actin filament capping. The transcript has 15 exons. The record is from RefSeq and is a predicted model, not a curated record. Lineage: Eukaryota; Metazoa; Chordata; Amphibia; Anura; Myobatrachidae. Gene Ontology annotation, cellular component: cytoskeleton; plasma membrane; postsynaptic density. Gene Ontology annotation, molecular function: actin filament binding.
UUCCCCUCCCAGCCAGCCCAGGCAGAUAUGAGCAGGGUGGGGGAGCUGCUUGCUUUGCAGUAAGAAUGGUGGGCUCUCAGUACCAGGAGGUCUCUGGGGGCAUGUGUCCAGGGCCCCCCUCUGUCAAAGGGCCAUCCUCGAUUAUCAGAAGGAAGGAGGAAGCAGUGUCCCAGCAGGGAUCAGGGCUAUCCAGCAUGGAGCACAGCCCUGAUUCCUGCACUUUAACAAGAACGUAGGAUGAUAUACCUGCCAGAGCAGUCAAAGUUUUCAUUCAGUGACAGUCUGUAAGAACUGAUGUGUGGUCAGGACACAGAUAAAUUACAAAGAUGAGUAGUGAAACUACGCCCGAGCCUGUGUCCUCCCCUCCCCGAAAUGGACAGAAAUACUUUGACCGAUUUACGGAGAAUGACCCCGAAUACUUGAGAGUCCGAAAUAUGGCGGCUGACCUGAGGCAGGAUUUCAAUGUCAUGGAUCAAAAGAAACGAGUCACCAUGAUCCUACAGAGCCCGUCUUUCAGGGAGGAACUGGAAAGUCUCAUUCAGGAGCAGAUGAAGAAAGGAAACAACUCUUCCAAUAUCUGGGCUCUCAGGCAAAUCGCUGACUUCAUGGCCAGCACGGCACCAUCUGUCUUCCCGUCCUGUCCAGUCAACUUAUCCAUGGUGGCUCCUAUCAAUGACCUUCAUUGCAGUGACUCAUUAUCUCUGGCGAAGGGUGAAAGGCUAAUGAGAUGCAAGCUUGCCAGUGUCUACAGGCUACUAGACCUCUAUGGAUGGGCCCAACUCAGCGGCACUUUUGCUUCUAUAAGAGUGAAUAAAGAACAGGAUCAUUUCUUAUUCAGCCCGCGUGGAGUGGCUUGCAAUGAAGUGACUGCCUCAGUCCUAGUAAAAGUAAAUAUCCUGGGGGAGAUGGUGGAGGUCGGCAGCACCAGCUAUGAGGUGGAAACCAGUGACUUCAGCCUGCACUCAGCGAUCUACUCUGCCAGACCGGAUGUGAAAUGUGUCAUCCAGCUGCACACAGCGGCCACGACGGCGGUGUCCGCCAUGAAGUGUGGCCUACUACCUAUCUCCCAUGAUGCUUUGCUGGCUGGGGAGGUUGUGUAUUUUGAUUUCAGUGGAGAUAUGGAAGAGGAGAAGGACAGGAUCGAACUGCAGAAGUGCUUGGGACCUACGUGCAAGGUUCUCAUCUUGCGGAAUCACGGGGUUGUUGCACUAGGUGAAACUGUUGAGGAAGCUUUCUACAAAAUCUUCCACCUGCAGGCGGCCUGUGAUAUACAGGUCUCAGCUGUGCCGAGCGCAGGAGGGCCGGAGAACCUGAUCCUGAUGGACCGGGAAAAAUAUCGUCCACACGAGGUGGGCACAGUCGGCUGGGCUGGAGGCAUGUUCGGACCCAUGCAGAAGAGCAGGUUGGGGGAACAUGAGUUUGAGGCCUUAAUGAGAAUGAUGGAUAAUUUGGGUUACCGCACAGGUUAUACAUACCGACACCCAUUUGUGCAAGAAAAAACUAGACACAAGAGCGAUGUGGAGAUCCCUGCUACAGUCACUGCAUUUGUAUUUGAAGAGGAAGGUAUCCCUCUUUCCACAUUACGGCAGCACGCCCAGAAACAGCAGAAGGAGAAGACCCGCUGGCUGAAUACACCUAACACCUACCUGCGAGUCAAUGUGGCUGAGGAGAAUGUAAGCAGCCAAAGGAGCAAGACCACGUGGCUAAAAGCAGAUGAAGUUGUGAAGCCCAGCAGUGGAAUGCCCAUCCGGAUUGAGAACUCCAACCAAUUUGUGCCACUCUUCACUGACCCUCGCGAAGUCUUAGAGACCAGGAACAAGAUCCGAGAGCAGAAUCGCCAAGAUGUGAAGUCUGCCGGGCCACAGUCUCAGUUACUAGCAAGUGUAAUAACAGAUAAAAGCAGAAGUCCGUCUGCAGAGAGUCAGCUGACUUCCAAAACAGAAACAGAAAUCAGGGAGCAGCCCGUGGAGGAGAUCCCACCGGAACCAGAGCCACCCAACCCCUUUAGCCAGCUGACAGACCAAGAGCUUGACGAGUACAAGAAAGAGGUGGAGAGGAAGAAGAUUUCCCUUGAUGAACCAGGAGACAAGGAUGAGGAAUCCCAGCCAUCGCUGGUGACACCCCCUACUUCUCCUGUAAGAACUCCUACUAAGACCUCGGCUCUGAUUGUGUCUCCUUCCAAGUCCUCAGAAGGAGCAGAGAGGAAGGAGGAUGUCCCAGUCUCCACAGAAGCUGCUGAAGAGAAGGUCCAAGCGACUGUGGUGCUGAACGGAAAAGAGGAGGAUCAACCUCCACAGAAGGAAACACCUCCAAAAGUUACAGAAACCCCCAAAGGGAAAAAUGAGACGGCCCCCAACGUCUCCCCUGAGGGCUCCCCCACCAAAUCACCCUCCAAAAAGAAAAAGAAGUUCCGUACUCCCUCAUUCCUAAAGAAAGGAAAAAAGAAGGAGAAAGAGAAGGCAGAGUCUUGAUCUCCCGAUCCAUAAAACUGUUCUGUAAUGUAGGGUAUAGGAGCUCCUUCGCUUCCAGAGAAGGGAGCUAAACGUACCUGUGGACGCAGAGGUCUGAUGUGGAUGCUUAUUCCUGAGGUGUGUUUUUUAAGGAGAUUUGGACAGCCUGUGCCCGGUGCAGCACGGUAAAUCCACUGACUCUUGAAAUAGAUUCCUGCUUAGCUCACAUGAAAAAAACAAAUGACAUUUUUAUAAUUGUCUAAACACUAUAGCUGGCUUCCUUUCAACUUUCCUCUACGGCUACAAUUCAUUUUUUGUUUUUGUGGUUUCUUUAAAAGGUUUAUUUUUGGAGUAUUUAAGAAUGCAAUGUGUUUACUUUAGUUGUAUGCAAGUGAAGGGGGUUACAAGAUGACGAAGGUAUCGCCUGCCACAUAUGGCAUAGCAGAAAUGGAUGGAUCAAAUGCUUCUGGGCUGACUACUUAAUAAUGAUUCAUAUAUUAACUAUAUUGACCUUCUAUGGGACCCUGAGUCACUAUGUUACUACUACUUGCUCAUAUCAAGUCAGUAAAGCAGUAAUUGAGCUUUUAAUCUUAUUUUGGGGAAGAAGUUUUAAAGCUUGGAGAGAGAUAAAGAGGGAGAUGUACUAAGCCUGAAAAGUGAUAAAUUUCACAGUGAUAAAGCGCCAACCAAUCCGCUCCUAACUGCUAUGUCACAGGCUGUAUUUGAAAAAUGACAGGAGCCGAUUGGUUGGUGCUUUUAUCACUGUGAUAUUUAUCACUUUUCAAGGCUUAGUACAUCUGGGCCAAAGUGGACAGAGAUUUUUGGGCAGAUGUACUAAGCCUUGGAGAGUGAUAAAGGGGAAAGAGAUAAAAGGGCCUACGUACUAAACCUUGGAUAGAGAUAAAGUGGACAGAGAUGAAGUACCAACCAACCAGCUCCGAACUGCCAUGUUACAGGCUGUGAUUUAAAAAUGACAGGAGCUGAUUGGUACUUUAUCUCCAUCCAUCCCGUGACCGCCGGAAGAAACAAUUGAAUCUCCCCCACAGACUCCAAAGUGAAAACCAGUCAGCUCCUAACUGUCACUUUUCAAACACGGGUCUAUUUGCUAAGCCUUGGAGAGAAAUAAAGUGGAGAGAGAUAAAUGUUACAGGCUGUGUUUGAAAAAUGGCACGAGCUGGUUGGUUGGUACUUUAUCUCUCCCCAAGGCUUAGUAAAUAGACCUCACAGCCUGUAACAUGGUUACAGCUGAUUGGUACUUUAUCUGUCUCCACAGCUUAGUACAUCUGCCUCAAAGCACCAGCCAAUCAGCUUCUACCUGACAUGUUUCAAACACAGCCUGUAAUACUUUAUCUCUCUCCACUUUAUAUCUCUCCAAGGUAGAACUAUCUCUCCACCACCCGGUUAUGCAUUCUCAAUCAUAACUAAAUGAAUAGAUUAAUUUGGUUAUAGAACUUAAGGGCCCCAUACACUAGAGCGAUUAUGCCUGAUUUCAGUCCAAUUCGGGCAUUCGGCCCGACAUAUUGGGUGAAAUCGGGCAUUUUGGCUGUGUAUCCGAUCCAAUCAGAUGCGAGGCCCCGUGAGCAUCAGAUCGGAUCCUCCAGAUUGAAUGUGCUGCACAUUCAAUCUGCUCCGACCCCGAAGGCGUGGCUGGGAUCGGCCAGGAUCGCCCAAGUUACGAUGUAUCUUGGCCGAUCCUGCCCCCGGGAGGCUGACGGGGUGGUCGCCAGCAACAUGUCAGAUGGACAUGUCGCAGUAGUGUAUGGGGCCCUUAAGCCUAGGCAUACCCUGCUAUAGACAUCCAUAUAUAACAAACAAGUGUAUAUAUACAAAAACUACUAUUAUAACUUAAGUCACCACAGAAAGUUAAAUAUAACUAAGAACCAGAGCAUCAUUGUGGCAUGUAACUCACCAAAAGGUUACUUAAAUUUAAAUUAAAUAAAAAUGCAUAAAAUAAAAAUAAAAAACAGUGAUGGACCAUAAGCAAAACUAAAAUUUGUAACAAUAAGCCAUAUAAUUUUGUUAACCCAUAUGCCUGACUACCUAUUUAUUUUUUUGCUCAAUAGUUCUUAUUGACACUUAUCAAACCAGAGGACAGAAUUAAGUUUUGCCCAUAGAAACCAUUUAGGUUCUAGCUAUCAUUUUAUAGAAUGUACUAGAUAAAUGAUAGGCAGAAUUUGAUUUGCUGAUUUGAGCUACACCCCCCCAAUUCUUUAGAAGGUUUGGUAAAUCUAAAGGCCCCCAUACACUAGAACGAUAUUGUGCAUUUGGCACAAUAUCAACGCAUCGGGCUGACGUAUCGCGAGUAAGUGGACCAAUCGUAUGAGGUCCACUUACGAUUACGAUCUGAGGCACGCUCCCGGGGGUCGUAAGAAGAUCUUACCUGCAGUAGGUAUGAUCUGGCCCUGGCGCUUGCAAUGAGGGUGCUUAACAUUAGAUCACAUGCGAUCUAACGUUAGCACAUCGUGAGUGAAGGUGUCCUGGACUCACUAUAUCGUGAGUCCAGCAGCUGCCGACGGCUGGCGGGGAGUUGAAGGGGUCUAGUGUUUGGGGACCGUUACACUUUCUGUUAUGAGCAACUGAUAAGAUUAGAGGGCAGGCAGCGAUUUUGUGGAUUGAACUAAUAUUCAGACUAUCUAUUCACUAAGCAUUAGUGGCCUCGAGGGAUGAGAAGCAAAGUGACGUCACUAAUUCUCAGUCGAUUGUUGCAUUCUCAUGAUGAAUUUUAAAUGAUGAGUUCACUUUCAUGUUAGUGGUAAUAACAUAGUUGAGCACAAACUAUGGUGAGCAGAAUACGGACAAUAAUGUAUUCCACUAACAUUAUAAAAGACUGCCCGCUUACAACGUAAACAUAAUGAAAUAAAUAAUUAGGGUAGUAUGUGCAGGAGAAGGUUAAAUAAUUAGAGAAUAUAGGAGAAGCACGAACAGUGGGAAUUUAAUUCAUUUCAUUUGACAAUCAACAUUUCCUGCUAUAUUUCACAUUUCACCUAAAUAAGGGGUCUAUGUAGUAAGCCUUGGAGAGAGAUAAAGUGGACGUAGAUAAAGUACCAGCCAAUCAGCUCCUCAUACCUCCCAACUGUCCCGAUUUUUCGCGGGACAGUCCCGUUUUUAUGGGACUGUCCCGCUGUCCCUCCCAUGGGCCGAAAUGUCCCAUGGUGGGGGGUGGGGGGGGGGGGGCAGUUGGGAUGCUCAGUCACUCGCUGCUCUGCUUAGCGGAGAGGGACUGGGGGCAUGCCAGCAGCUCACAGAGCCCUGGCCAUGUCCCCAUAGUGACCGGAAAUGGGGGCGUGGCUCACGAGCACGGCAUUGCAACAAAACCACGCCCCCUGUAUGGAGUUUACACACCCUUUUUCCAGGCGGGUGUGGCUAUGUCGCAACAGAGUCCCUCUUCAUUACUGCUAAAAGUUGGGAGGUAUGGCUCCUAGCUGACAUUUUUCAAACACAGCCUGUAACAUGGCAGUUAGGAGCUGAUUGGCUGGUACUUUACCUCUGUCCAUUUAUCUCUCUCCAACGCUUAGUAAAUAGAUCCGUAAGUUCUACAUUUCUCUUGCAUAAAGUAUGAUCACUUUUCUUGUUCCAGAACAGUAGGUUUAAGCUUCAUACUCAUUCUUCAUUCUCCCACAGGAUGUGCCCUAUGAAUAAUAAACUUGAUUAGGAAUAGGUAACAGUGAUUGCCCAUGGGUAUUGCCAGGCAGUACUGUACUUAUUGGAUCAUUGAUCUCUAACUAAAUAGAUUAAACAUUUGUGAAAACUGUUACUUACUGUAGAAGAAGAUUUUAUAUCAAGACCUCAAACCCAAAACAUAUACUAAAUGCUCUAUAUAAUAAUCACAAUAUACACAUCUGCAUAUACACACAGAAUAUAGGAGGAAUACUAGCGAUGAUAUAUAUGAAAGAAAAUCAGGUUCAGUAAUAUAUCUUAUGGGACUCUGUUUACAAACUUUGUAUCUCUUCAAUUUAUAGCUUUUGGGACCAAACCGAAAUUGUUUUGCAUGCAGUCUUUUCUACUGAAUAGGUAUGAACUCUCCACGUCUGCACCCGAUAUACUUACAUGCAUGGAACAAAACCACUGUGUGGCUUCAAAAUACAGGUUUCACCAUUUGCUAACAAAUAAAUCAUCUGAUAAUUGGUAUAAACAAAUGCAAAGUUUACUAUGUGUGGUAGCUCAACCCUAUGAAGCUGGUGUAAGCUGUUGCUGAAGCAUCAUGGGAUGUGUAGUUUUGUAAUAGCUGGAGUACCCAAAGUUGCCUGAUCCUGCUUUAAAUAUUGCAAUUCACCUCCACUCAGUAGAGGUGGUCAUUUAAUGGGCUAGACAAUAUUCUUGCGAUGCAGCCUAUCGAUUCACCAGGACACAGUGACAUCAUUGACAGUGAGUCAUGAGGUGUAUAUAACGUCACUACUUUCUAGUGAAUUGAUAGGCUCCAGUAACUCAAUUAAUGGCUCAGAGCCAAAGAUGUCUGCCUCUACUGAAUGUAAAUAGUGGGUACACUAUAACACCAACCUGCAUAUCGUUACUAAACCUAAAUCUCAGGGGGUUAUCCCAAUCCCUGGUCUAGUUCUGCCUUAUUAAAAAAAUAAUAAUGCACAGACGUCCAUCACCUUUCUGUAAUAAAUGGUUGAGUGGAUAAGCGCUGUGUCCUGCUAAUUAUUUUUUUCUGUAUGCGCAAUUCCAACUGCCCUUCGCCUGAAUGAGCCCACUAGCAUAAUAUUGUGUCUUGUAUACCACUUGGAAUGUUUGAUGUCUGACAAUCGUAACAAUAGUGUUCUUUAGUGUAUCCUUUUAUGUAUAUAACUUUUCACAAAUGACAUUACCCUGUUAUGGUGAUACCUGAAGACGGUGUAAAUAUAACUUCCGGCUGCACGGGCUGCGUACCCUGUGUUCAUCCACUGGAGCCUCUCUUUACUGCUGUACCUGCAAAAUAAAUUGAAUUCACAGUGGGAUGUCAAA